This is a messenger RNA of Xiphophorus couchianus (Monterrey platyfish), 1740 nucleotides long. It is a transcript of the gene gas2a, whose product is annotated as growth arrest-specific 2a. The transcript has 8 exons. NCBI's taxonomy places the organism in Eukaryota, Metazoa, Chordata, Actinopteri, Cyprinodontiformes, Poeciliidae. Gene Ontology annotation, cellular component: actin filament. Gene Ontology annotation, biological process: actin crosslink formation. The coding region runs from base 167 to 1192 and encodes 341 amino acids. The record is from RefSeq and is a predicted model, not a curated record. Gene Ontology annotation, molecular function: actin filament binding; microtubule binding; cytoskeletal adaptor activity.
AUUUGUGUUUGUCUGUCAGAUCUCCGUGCAGUGCGCUCCGAGGCAGACCUCCCUGCUUCACAUUGCUUCAGUGUUUUGGAGAGUAACCUGUCCGUCGGAGAAGCAUGAAAACUGGGAUUCAGCAGCUCACAGGACGAGUGAGCUGAAGGGCCAUCAGCAGGCGACCAUGUGCAGCUCGGUGAGCCCAAAGCAGCUCUGCGGUCCGGGGCUGACAGACAUGCAGCAGUACCACCAGUGGCUCUCCAGUCGACAUGAAGCCAGCCUGCUGCCCAUGAAGGAAGACCUUGCCCUGUGGCUCAGCAACAUUCUUGGUCUGGAAAUCACCGCUGAGAGCUUCAUGGAUCGGUUAGACAAUGGCUUCCUGUUGUGCCAGCUGGCUGAGACGCUGCAGGAGAAGUUCAGGCAGAGUAAUAGAGACCUGCAUGAGCCUGGCAACAGCAAGAAAAAAAUCCCUAAUCGGAGGAUACCAUGCCGACAGAGCGCUCCCUCCGGUUCUUUCUUUGCUCGGGACAACACAGCCAACUUCCUGGCCUGGUGCCGUGAGGUCGGAGUGGGUGAAACAUGUCUCUUUGAGUCUGAGGGCUUAGUUCUGCAUAAGCAGCCGCGAGAGGUGUGCCUCUGUCUACUAGAGUUGGGUCGGAUAGCAUCACGCCACAAUGUGGAGCCUCCAGGCCUUAUAAAACUGGAGAAAGAGAUUGAACAAGAAGAAAGGGCACCUCUACCUCCCCCAUCACCCAUAUCCCCGGCUCCGCCUGUCCCCUUGUCCCCUUCUUCAUCCCCCUCCCCGUCUUCUUCACCGACACCAAUUUCAACUCCAACUGCGACCAAAGUCACUUCGUCCAAGAAGAGCGCAGGCAAGCUCCUGGAUGAUGCCGUGAGACAUAUCGCUAACGAGCCACCCUGCAGGUGCGCAAAUAAGUUCUGUGUGGAAAGACAUUCGCAGGGUCGAUACCGUGUUGGAGAGAAGAUGCUCUUUAUACGGAUGCUGCACAACAAGCAUGUGAUGGUGCGGGUCGGCGGAGGCUGGGAGACGUUCGAGAGCUACCUGCUGAAACACGACCCCUGCCGCAUGCUGCAGAUUUCCAGAGUGGAGGGAAAGAUAUCCCCCAUCAGCACCAAGUCCCCCAACAUCAAAGACCUCGCCCCGGACAGCUACCUGGUGGUGGCGGCCCACUACCGCAGCAAGAAGUGAAGCCCUACAGCAGAGUGGUUCUGGUCACAAAUAGACAUGGUGUAUGUGUGACUUUAAGUCCACACAAAUAACGGGGCUUUGCUAUGCAAAGACGUGGAGAAAACACAGAGAGAACCGACUUGUAAAAUAAUGAUUUGUUAUUUGGGGGGGCAAAAGAAAUAGAAAUCAUGGGUCGUAUAGUUUUCAAUUUAAUUUUGUGCUUUAUCUCAUUUUCUUUAGCUUAGGAAAUCCUCAUACUUUAUUUUGUUCACAAUUACAGUGUAGUGGGUCAAACAGGAGUUUAGCAGGGAAGUUGUAGAUGUUUGUGACAUUUCGUUUUAAUCAUUAGUUAUACUUGAAGCAAGAGUAGGUUCUUUUCAGUGAGUAUUCAGAGGCAUCCUUUGUAAAUCUGACAGUCUACAUGCAGAAGUAUGUCCUUUUCAUGUAAACUAGAGAUGGAUUCAUCAGCACCUUUGUGAAACUAACAUCUUCUCAUGUAAUGCCAUUUUAACACAGUAGGCAGGAGAUAUUCCACAAGUAUCAAUAUUUUGAUGUUUCAAACUAAUUUU